Messenger RNA from Aureobasidium melanogenum CBS 110374, 1173 nucleotides. RefSeq lists its product as uncharacterized. Bases 1 to 1173 code for a protein of 390 amino acids. Lineage: Eukaryota; Fungi; Ascomycota; Dothideomycetes; Dothideales; Saccotheciaceae. The record is from RefSeq and is a predicted model, not a curated record. The transcript is spliced from 2 exons. Gene Ontology annotation, molecular function: DNA-binding transcription activator activity, RNA polymerase II-specific; zinc ion binding. Gene Ontology annotation, biological process: regulation of transcription by RNA polymerase II.
AUGAUCACACAUAGGAAGACUCGCACCGGCUGCGUGCAGUGCAAGAAACGUCGGAUCAAGUGCGAUGAGGCCAAACCAAUAUGUGAGAAAUGUAGAAGGACAUCACGAGAAUGCAGUUUCCAGAACCCUCAGCCAGAUACGAGUACUCGUGUUGGAGAAAGUUUUACCCUCAAGGAGAUGGAACUGCUGCAUCAUUUCGUCACCCACACGGCCAAAACACUUUCCGACCAGACAGAGCAUCAGAAUAUCUGGCAGACGGCAGUCCUCAAAGUCGCCUUCAAACAGAAAUUUCUGAUGCAUGGUAUCCUCGCGGUUGCUGGUCUUCACGUGUCAGUCACGCGUCAGUCUGAAGAAGAUGACCUCUCUGUGUUGGCCGCCAAUCACCAAGAUCUGGCCCUGCAAGGAUUCAGAUCGGCUCUGGCGAACUUCAAUUCAGAGAACUGCGAGGCACUGUUUGCCUCCUCGAUUCUGGUCGCGUGCUACAUCAUCGCAUCGUCAGGCACACGUUUCAACCCAAAUCUGACCACAGAAAGCAUUUUCAACGAGGUGCUACUUAAUGCUGUCGUGGACUGGAUUCGUCUGUUUAGAGGCACUGAUCACAUAGCCCGUCGUGGUAAGAUGUGGCUUGAGGAAAGCCCUCUUGCGCCUCUGCUCAUAGAGAGUUCAUUUUGUCAGAUCACCGAGCCGAUAGACGAAAAGGCUGUCAAAGAAGAUGCUUAUCUAGUCAGUCUACAGGAACUGUGGCAUCCUGGUAGCCCUUCGACCAUUGAAGGCAUCAGUAAUGAAGAAGCAGCUCUAUACGACGAGGCGCUGCACUACUUGCGAGAAGCAUACGGUCGUAUGAGCAGAGCUACAGCCCCGCAGAACACUUGCACAUGGUGCUAUAAGAAGUCUGCAGACUCAGAAAAUGCUCAUCAAUGCAUCUCUCCUAUCGUUGCUGGUCUCUAUUGGUUCGUGCAGAUACCGGCUGAAUUUUUCGAGAUGGUGGAGCAACACAAGACUGUUGCGCUCGUUCUACUGGUGCAUCAAGCAGUUUUGAUCAAGCGAAUUGGCAACAUUUGGUGGAAUCGAACGCCAGCAAUCAAAGUCGCCAGUUCGGUCUACCAGACGGUAUCUCCGGAGUACCAUGCUUGGCUGGAGUGGCCAAAUCAAGAGAUUGAAUAUGCACCAUAG